Molecule: messenger RNA, 1313 nt
Organism: Oryctolagus cuniculus (rabbit)
Lineage: Eukaryota; Metazoa; Chordata; Mammalia; Lagomorpha; Leporidae
Source: RefSeq, a predicted model, not a curated record
GGCGCCUCUCUGCUUUGCCUUCGGAGUACCGGGCCGUGAGUGCUCUCUGUGGGAGCCAAUCAGCGGCAAGCAUGGGGCCUUGACCCAGAGGCGGUGGCGCUGGUAUCCGCACUGGCACCGCCCCUCCCAGCACAGGCCCGAGAGAAGAAUCCCGGGCUAUGAGCCUGAAGAGGCAUCGCUUGAUCCCGGAGAGCUUCGGCUUGAAGAGGCGGCGGGAGCGAGGGCCUGUAGAAGCGGAUCCUCUGAGGGGCGAGUCAGGGUCGGCGCGCGAGGCCGUGGCCGAGCUGGUGCAGCUGUUUCCGCGAGGCCUGUUCGAGGAUGCUCUCCCGCCCAUCGUGCUGAGGAGCCAAGUGUACAGCCUCCUGCCCGACCGGACGGUGGCCGACCGGCAGCUGAAGGAGCUUCAAGAGCAGGGGGAGAUCAGGAUCAUCCAGCUGGGCUUUGACUUGGAUGCCCAUGGGAUUGUCUUCACUGAGGACUACAAGACCAGAGUCCUCAAGGCCUGCGAAGGCCGACCGUAUGCUGGGGCAGUGCAGAAGUUUCUGACUUCAGUGCUUCCAUCCCGUGGGGACCUUAGUUUCCAGCAGGAGCAAAUGACACAGACCUUUGGCUUCAGGGACCCAGAGAUCACGCAUCUGGUGAACGCUGGAGUCCUCACUGUCCGCGAUGCUGGGAGCUGGUGGCUGGCUGUGCCUGGAGCUGGGAGAUUCAUCAAGUACUUUGUUAAAGGACGCCAGGCUGUCCUUGGCAUGAUCCGGAAAACCAAGUACCGGGAGCUGCUCCUGUCGGAGCUCCUGGGCCGGCGGGCGCCUGCUGCCGUGCGGCUUGGCCUUGCCUACCACGUGCAUGACCUCAUCGGGGCCCAGCUGGUGGACUGUGUUGCCACUACCUCUGGAACUCUCCUCCACCUGCCAGACACGUGAGGAUCUGCUCGUCAUUGCGCACCUCCUCAGAAUGGGGCAACGGUGGCCUGGGCGUGCUGCCCAAGGGUGACUGAGUCAGGAUUACCUUGGAAAACUUGGGAGCCAGGAUGAGUGAUGGGCUCUCUUAUUGGUUUAAAGGGUCAGGUGGGACUGCUGCUGUUUGCUUGGGCGCCAACCCAGCAGGGCAAUUUGGGUAAUACUUCUUUGCCCUUCCAUGAAAGUGGAGGCAGAGCCGUGCCGAGGCUGUGGCUGCUGCCUAGCAUGUAGAAGGUGCUGUUGUUACCUUGUCUGGGGACAGGAAGGUGGGCUUGCCGGGAGGCUGGGGCAGGGCAGGGUUCUCUUCCCUCUUUGUUGAGUUGAAAGAGCCAAAUAAAGUACUUUUGCCUGUGA